CCAAUACCAGAGAAGUAUGCAGAUGCUGAGUGAAUUGGAUCUAUUCCAUCUGAACAUAGUUUAGUUGGUUCACAGAGAAUUGCCUCUACAAGUAAUAAGAAGAGCAAAUCUAAGUCUAUGACAUUACCAUCAGCUAGCACAACCUCAGGUAAUGUUUAUAGCACUCCAAUGGGUGUACUGGCUGACUUUGAACAGCCUCAUCAAUCAUUGACUACCCCCAUGAAUGAAUUAUGGCAUGCUUCAAGUCAGGUGCCUCCUAAUAGCAACAAUGAUGAAAGAAGAAGGGGACAGGCAGUGCUAUCACCAUCACCAUCUGAGUCUUCAUCCUUCUUCUCCUCUGAUAGUGGUUCCCCUUUGGACAAUGAGAGCUCAUCUACUUCUAAUAGAAAGAAGAAGAAGAAGCAUUGCAAACAUAAAUCUCAUUUACAUCAUAAGCAUAAAGGCAAAUCAAAAGAUGUUCAUUUAUGCAGGCCCAUUGAUCCCAAGAUUGUGAAUUAUACCUUGAGGUUCUUGAUGAUGAUCCAGUCUGAGAUGUGUACAAUAUAUCUCAUUUUCUUGAUGGUACAGCCCAUGACUUCUAUGAUAUGUUUGACUAUUGCUUUCCUAUUGAUUUCUGUAAAAAGAGUCGGAAGGAGAUUGAGAACUGCUGUCAAGGUGGAUGGUGAGUGAAGGUAUUCACCCAUGAACUGGAAAACCUGUACAAUGUCCUUGACAUCACUGAUAUCCUGUCUUGGAAGAGUUUCUCUCAGGCAGUUCACUCUUAGACUAUCAUUGCUCAUGAGGCUGAGCUAGCUGAGGCAACCUUGAAUCAUAGGCAUUCAGCUAUGUGUGCCACUGUUCUGCAUAACCAUAGAGCAGACUCUCACUGUACCAAUCAGAC
This is a messenger RNA of Guyanagaster necrorhizus, 880 nucleotides long. RefSeq lists its product as uncharacterized. The record is from RefSeq and is a predicted model, not a curated record. The transcript is spliced from 5 exons. NCBI's taxonomy places the organism in Eukaryota, Fungi, Basidiomycota, Agaricomycetes, Agaricales, Physalacriaceae. The coding region runs from base 169 to 669 and encodes 166 amino acids.